Messenger RNA from Spizellomyces punctatus DAOM BR117, 942 nucleotides. RefSeq lists its product as uncharacterized. The coding region runs from base 8 to 829 and encodes 273 amino acids. Lineage: Eukaryota; Fungi; Chytridiomycota; Chytridiomycetes; Spizellomycetales; Spizellomycetaceae. Gene Ontology annotation, cellular component: ribonuclease P complex; ribonuclease MRP complex. The transcript has 6 exons. Gene Ontology annotation, molecular function: ribonuclease P RNA binding. Gene Ontology annotation, biological process: rRNA processing; tRNA 5'-leader removal. The record is from RefSeq and is a predicted model, not a curated record.
UUAGAAAAUGCCCCCAAAACGAAAAGCUGCCCCGUCCUCCUCGUCAGGGACUCCGGUGCCGAGACUGCAAGAAAAAAGACAACGAAAGAAUGAAGUCGCUCAAAACCAGCAUCUCUCUACAAAUCCCGACGCAACCGGGCCAAUGUACGAGCCUCUACCAAUAGGUCUCACCUCAGAUCCAUCUGUGCCCACCGAUGUCACCCAUGCAGCCAUUCCAACACCAUUCACACCAAAUUUUGUCCAAUCAAUAGUCGCAUCAAAUCAAAAUGCUUCCCUCAACUACGAAACAAAAGUCAAGAACAAAGUAUUACUCGUUGAUAACCCACCAGCAUCUGACUCGAUCAGACAGCAACGCAGAUCAAAAAAGGAUGAAAUGAAGAGAAAAAGGAAGACCAAGCGUAUGUCGGCAAAAGAGAGGAAGGAGACGGGCGUGUGGGAUGUUCCUGUGGAGGCGCAAAAGUACGCAUUGUAUGUCCCGCUGCACAACCUCUGGCAAGGAUACAUCAAUGACCUUUUCGACAAAUCAUCGCAACCUGGGAUAAUUCUUCCCAGAAUGAUGAAAGCCGAUUAUCAUGGAGCAUUGCUCACAGUCGCAAAGUCAAAAUGCCCCACUUACAUUGGCAUAUCCGGAAUCGUGAUAAAAGAAACGGAAAACAUGUUCUACAUUAUUACAAAGGACGACUGCAUGAAAAUUAUACCCAAGCGAAACAACGUCUUCACAUUUCAAGUCAAUACCAAUCUCUUUACUCUUUAUGGAAACCAGUUUCGAACACGAGCAGGAGAGCGAGCAGCCAAGAAAUUCAAAGAGAAACCAACGGUGGACUUGUAGCAUGAAAAUGAAAUAAAUUAAAAAAAAAAAACUAGAAUAAUACUUAUGAUGUCUUAUGCAAGAACUAUGAUCACCCCUCUUCUUCCAAGUCCCAUGUAUCUUUUACCAACCGC